CUGUUUGGUCGAAUUUCAGCUAAUCUUCAAGCUUACUUAGCAACUCUGUAACAGACAUAAAUCUUAAAGGAAUGAAAGUGUCAAAUCAAUACAAUAUGAUUGUCAGUCUCCUGCAAGUCUUCACAAUUAUUUUUCUCGUCAUAUUGAAUUUGAAAUCUGUUGAAUCAAACAAAAUCGAACAACUUUUUAGAGAAACAACCACAUCAAGAUGCUUGAAUGUUCCAAGUGCAGCAACCGAAUAUACGACAUCCGUCAUAGAAUGUGCAGCACGGUGUAUGAUGAAUGAAGAAUGCGGUUACUUUAGCUAUUGUAAUGAAAAGUGCAAAAUUUUUAAAUUGUUCUACGACGAAAACAUUGACGAUAUAAAUUGCGACUGUUUGUCAUAUAUGAAACACUCCGUAAGCAGUACAAGCUGGCAGAAAGUAUUUGAGAUGAACAAUAACACGUUUAAAAGGAGUCCGAUAUAUAAAUACUGGAACAUCUUGCCUAUUGAAAAGGUGAAAUUAGCUUUGAGAAAAAAUAAUACCGAUGUCCAUUCAUUAAUUUUCGACGGAAGAGGGACAACUUACAAAUCGUGGUUCAGUGACAGUAGACUCAUUUCCACACCGUGGUUUGGAAAUUUAUCAGCAAACUACAAUUUGUAUUUCAACGAAGAGAGAUUUGCCAUCUGGCCACAUACACUAUACAGUGCGAUGAAAGCACAAAAGAAGGAUGGUAACAACACAGGUUACGCUGUACAUUACAGAGAGAAUUUAAGAAAUGAAAGCGAGAGGAAUUAUGUAGAUGCUAUGGAUAUCUACAUCUUAUUGACAUAG
Molecule: messenger RNA, 815 nt
Organism: Octopus sinensis (East Asian common octopus)
Lineage: Eukaryota; Metazoa; Mollusca; Cephalopoda; Octopoda; Octopodidae
Exons: 6
Coding region: 72-815 (247 amino acids)
Source: RefSeq, a predicted model, not a curated record